Messenger RNA from Suillus bovinus, 225 nucleotides. RefSeq lists its product as uncharacterized. Gene Ontology annotation, biological process: mitochondrial electron transport, cytochrome c to oxygen. NCBI's taxonomy places the organism in Eukaryota, Fungi, Basidiomycota, Agaricomycetes, Boletales, Suillaceae. The transcript has 3 exons. The record is from RefSeq and is a predicted model, not a curated record. Bases 1 to 225 code for a protein of 74 amino acids.
AUGCUCGCUCGCGCACCACUUUCCUUGCGUGCACAAGUUGUACGUGCUCGUGCUGUCCCUUCUGCACGCUUUGUGCAUGGCCAUGGUGAAUAUCAUCAUUUGCCCUUCGCGUGGCCCGGAAAGAAACGAGUAUCAUUCGGUAUCAAGCUUACUGCUUUCCUGGUAACAGGAUUCAGCAUUCCUUUCGUGGCUGCCAAAUUUCAAUUAAACAAGUCUGCAACAUAG